AAAAAAAAAAACGGUGGGUGGGCCAAGAAACGAUGCUCUGUCUAUCGAACUCGAAACUUUUCUGGCAAUGCGUGGCGGAAGUGAUCCACCCGCACACACGCACAGAAGAAUGUUGGAAAAAAGGUGGUUCUACUCGCCGCCAGCCGGUCGGGUUCCGGUUACCCCAAGAAGACUUCUCUUGCCUAGCAAACAAGAAGAAGGCUGGAAAAAGGGGGGGGUGCACGCAACUUGGGGCAUCGAGGACGCGGCAGCCGCCAGCUGAUGCAACCGUGGCGAGCCGAAUUCUUCAGGCUGCAACUACCAACACGUCGUCGCUCCGCGCAAGCCCUGAAGGGGAGUGGGGCGACUGGGGACCCGAGGGGGACCGAGCAAUAGCUAUCGCGGUAGAAAAAGCUUUGAGCGGCGCUGGAGGUUAUGUUCAUGACCUAAUGGAGGAGGAGCUCGUGACCGCGUCAGCGAGAGAGGCCAGCGGCGACUGGCUGGAGGCUGCGGAUGCGACGUGCGCAACGCUAGUCCCGCGGCGACGACUCGAGAUUCUCGACAUGUAUCGCUUAGGCAGGUUGGAUAUCCAGGGCGUUGAUUGCUCGCAGCCAUCCGAGCUCUACUCUCCUGGGACGAUAUUAUGCAAUCCGUCUGCCCCUGCCGCGGCCGCGUCCCGAGCUGACCUGAAAGGGACAUGGCUGGCGGACUCAACCGCGAGCUUGAUGGCCUGCAGAGCAUUUUUUGACGUUUCGGAGAUGGAGUACGCUAAGGAGAGGGAGGCGGAAGAAGGGGAGGAAGUGGAUGAGAAGGAGGAGGAGGAGGAGGAGGAGGACGAGGAGGAGAAGGAGAAACAAGUGCCCAAGCUUAUGGCGGCGUGCCUGCGUGCCGUGCGUCUGGGCGGAACAUCGGCUGAUGAAGCUGCCGAGGCUGACAUGCGCCUGGCCGCGAUAGCAGAACGGUACGGCCAUCCGUCAGCCGCAGUCCGCAUGUACUUCCACAUGAUGGCGAACCCCGCCACAAACGACCACGGGCGGCUGGUCGUGUCGAUCCUCGGGUUGACGAUGGUCCCACCCACGCUCAUUGGAUCACGGCGAACGAUCGCCGAGUUUCGCUCAGGCUGGGUGCGCGACUUGCAAACCCUGCGGAGGAACCUCGCCACCGGAGUAACCCCGGGUGAGCUCUGGGACCCUGCAGCCGAGGUGGGAAGGACACCGUUCAAUCUGGCGCAUCAAGGCGGUCCCGAUCUUGACAUGAUGACUUCCCUCGCUGGGGUUUACGACGCCGCGGCUCCAUCUCUCCGGUAUGUCGCUCCACAUUGCCGUAGAGACAUGGGCGACGAUAAAGCUGCGACGACAACUCAAGGGCACUCGGAGAGGCCGGUUCGCAUAGGGUUUUUCUCGAUACACCUGAGAGACCACUCCGUCGGCAAGAUGAUGGGUCUUCUCAUCAUGCUGUUGGCGGAAAAUCCAAGUCUGGAGGUCCAUGUCUUCGCGCCGGGUGGUGGUUGUGAUGGAGACGGGGGCAACAGCCAGGCAGGAGACAAGGAAGGGGGAGGGGGGGGAGGUGAUCCGGUCGUCAACGGCCUGCGGUCGGCGGUGCAUCACUGGCAUCAGGCACCUCGAGACCUGCAUUCGGCAAGAAGGGUGGUGUCACAGGAGAAACUAGACGUCCUGGUGUAUCCAGACCUCGGCAUGGAACCGCUCACGUACUUCUUGUCAUUCGCAAGACUAGCCCCGGUGCAGUGCGUCUGGUGGGGCCACCCGGUAACGCCUAGCACCGGCUCCGUCGACUACUUCUUGUCUUUGGAUGUGGAACUGGACGGGGGCCAAGAUGAUUACCUCGAACAGAUGGUCCGUAUGGACGUGGUCAACACGGCGCACUUUAAGCAGAUGGCCGCAUGGGUUUCAGAUUUGGGGUUACCGAGUGGGCCACCCGGCCGAAGGGACAUCAACAGUGACAAGGGACCCCAGUCACCGUUGUCCUUCACAAAUGGUGGCGAAGAAAGCCUGGGCACAUCCAUUUCCAGUACGAUUAAGUCGUUCUCCAAUGCCGACAUGGCGGAUAUACUUCAGAUAUCUCUUCCCUACGCAGAUCUGGCGGCAGCGGAGGCGGGGCCGACUACACCCGCCGCUGCCACCACCACCGGCGUAGCAGCAAGGACGUAUGACGAGCAUGACGUCACCAUCGGCGACCAAGAAGCUGGGCCAUCAUGCCGUCAAAAGUACCUGGUAAUGGGGCGCCUAUUCAAGCUGCACCCUGAUUUCGACGUCGCCAUCAAGGGCAUUCUCGAAGGGGGCAAGGAUGGAUGUGUCAUCUUGAUCCACGAGACAAAAGACGAGGAAUGGACUAGAGUAGUUUGGAGUAGGCUACGGGACGUGCUUGCCCCCCGAGAGAAAAACACAAGGAUCGUGUUACAACCCUUCCUGGUUCGCCCACUCUGUGUUGAUUGCGCUGUAGGUUUGUUCGGCCGUCUACGAAUCAUGCACCACUGGCUCUACCCGCAGGCUCUUCGCCGCGCCACCGCCGUUCUCGAUACCUUCCCUUACGGUGGUUGUUUGACUGUCCUGGAGGGGCUGUCGAACGGAGUGCCAGUCGUGACGCUCCCGGCGAAGUAUGUGAGGGGAAGAUUCGCCUUAGCCAUCUAUCAACAAAUGGGGUACACAGAGCUUGUGGCGGAUGAUGUCCAGGUGGGUGUCGUAUCCCCCCAAAUCUCAUCGGGUUUUUCGGAACUGUUCAUUAUCGGACGCCAGGAAUACGUCUCGCUGGCGGUUCAGCUCGGCAAAGACCAAGACCUCCGGAAAAAAGUGGUGGCCAAAGUGGAAGGGGCAUAUCGAGAGUCCUUGCAUCAGCACCACCAAAGUGCCCAAGAAUGGGCGGCGUUUAUCGUCCGUGCUCAUCGGGGCGCGGAGUCCAACCGAUGA
Messenger RNA from Ectocarpus sp. CCAP 1310/34, 2903 nucleotides. NCBI's taxonomy places the organism in Eukaryota, Phaeophyceae, Ectocarpales, Ectocarpaceae. The record is from the annotation of a GenBank genome assembly.